Molecule: messenger RNA, 4848 nt
Organism: Apiotrichum porosum
Lineage: Eukaryota; Fungi; Basidiomycota; Tremellomycetes; Trichosporonales; Trichosporonaceae
Exons: 2
Coding region: 1-4848 (1615 amino acids)
Cellular component (GO): P-body; exosome (RNase complex)
Molecular function (GO): 3'-5'-RNA exonuclease activity; RNA binding
Source: RefSeq, a predicted model, not a curated record
AUGUCCGAAGCGGCCGCCCCUUCGGCGGACACGCUUGCGCCGCCGGCCAAGGAGCGCUCCAACUCGGCCGCCUCCAGCCGCAGCAACUCGAGCAGGCGUGGCCACCGGUCGCGCGACUCGUCGGCGUCCGUGUCCCGCUCUAAUUCGCAUUCGUCCGGUGGACACAGCGACAGGCGAAAGAACAAUGGCAACACCACCACCAUCUCAGGGGGUACCUCGCUUGGUGGCAACAAGGCCGCUGCCCUCAUCAUGGCCGGUGUCACUGGCACUGGUGACUCGAAGCAGCAGCAGCAGCGGACAAGGACAAAGGGUGACGCUAGCAAGCAGUCCAUCAGUCGCAGGUCCUCUGUAAAGGCCGCGCCACCACGCCCGUCGUCCGCCAACAAGGACAAGCAGCAGCAGCAGCAGCAGCAACAGCCGGGCCCUGCUGCGGUGGCUUCCACCGCCGUGGCGGUUCCUAUUGCUAUCCCAAUCGAACCCACCGCAGAGCAGCAGGUCCGUUCGCUCCACACCACCACCUCUCCUCCUGUCACUGCCAUGGAGGCGGCCGUCACUGCUGCCACCAAGAAGCACGUCGAGACCCACGGGGGUGACGCUCUCAGCAGCCUGCAGCGGAUGAUCUCGGACCUCAAGGCCAUCUCGCCCACCAGCUCGAACCCCGGAUCGCGCAACGUCAGCGCCAGUGGCAAGGACAAGCUCGACAGCGCUUCGUCGACCUCGUCUACCCAUGCCGCGUCCGAACCCGUCUCCAUCCCUUCCCCUACGUCCAGCACGAGGCUCAAGGCCGACGCGCCCAGCUUCACCCCCGGUUCGUUGCGUAGCGGUACAUCACCCACGACCUCGACGACGGGAGCCGCUCCGCAGCAGCCUGGCGGCUCCGGGCGCUCGGCUCGCCGCACGUCCAACGCAUCUGCCACUGGCUCGUUCACGGGCGCCUUUGGACCCACCUCGCCCCUCCAGGCGGGCUACACUCAACUGCCCCACUUCCCGCUCGCCAGCGCUGGGUUCCAGAACCCUCAGGACGGCGGCGAGGGCUUCCCGUACUCGCAGCACUCGGACAUGUUCCAGCAACAGCAACUCCUCGCUGCCCAGCAGCUUCAGCUGCAGAUUCUCCAGGCACAGAUUGUCCAGCAGCAGCUCGCGGCCCAGCAGCAGCAGCGCGAGCAGGGCUUUAUCGCUCCCCGCUUCCAGGCUCUCGCAGCCCAGCGUGCUGCUCUCCAGCAGCAGCAGCAGCAGACCGCGCAGCUCGCCGAGGCCCAGCGUCUCUUUGAGAUGCACCAGCAGCAGCAGCUCCUGUUCGCCCACCAGCAGCAACAGCAGCCUGGCGGCGACGGUGCUCGUCCCGACAUUCCCUUGAUUAGCCCGCCAGCAGUCUUUGAGGAGGACUCGCCCGAGCCCACUCCUACUACCCUCGGCCCGACCGGCAGGCCCCAGCUCAACCCUGGGUUCACCUUUGGAAAGCGGCGAGAGAGCGGCAACGCCGACGACAAGAGCCGUCGGAGCGAGGCCGCUGCGACGCUCGGCGGCCUUGCGGCCCGUGCCCACAAGCGCUCGGGCAGCGAGAUCACUCCUGCCAUGGAGGAGCAGCUCGAGAUCCAGAGGCAGAUUGAGGCUCUCCAGAUGAAGCAGAAGGAGCUCAUCAACCGCGACCUCGCACCUGGCGACAAGGACCCUCGUCACCGCCGUACCAUGUCCAACGUCUCGUCGGGCUCGGCCGCCGGUGGGCCUCCCGGUCUCGACAGCAUCGCCAGCUCUAUUCUCGCUCAGCAGCCCGGCCAGCCCGACAGCAAGAUGUCCCGCUCGUUCCAGGACGUCCAGGCUUCUGGAGGCUUCAGCGGCGCUGGCAGCCACUCGCGCCGCCACAGCAUGUUCACCAAGGGUGCUGGCUCUGGUGCCGGUUUCGGCGAGUAUGUCAUCGACGACGGUGGCUCGAUCAGCAUCCCCGCAGGCGCUUUCGGCCACCACCGCGGCGGCUCUCGUGCCGGCAUGGAGUCUGGCAACUGGCGCAACGGCGGCGGUGGUGGUGGUGGUCCCGGCGGCAACACUGGUACCACUGCGGACCUCGCGUCUGCCCAGGCCCAGCUUGCCUCGCUCGCCCAGUUCCGCGCUGCUGCCGGCAGCGGUCACGCCAAGAUGGCCUCGUUCAGCUUCCCCAACAUGCUGCCCAACUUGCUCGUUGCCACGACCCUCCAGAACCCCUCUGGCCAGUCGUCGCUCUGGCAGCAGCAGCAGGCGUUCCAGAUGCAGCUCCAGCAAAACGCCCAGGGUCCCCAGCGCAAGUCGCUAUUUGCACCCUACCUGCCUCAGGCCUCGCUGCCGCCUCUUCUCUCGGCCGGCAAGCUCGUCGUCGGCAUCCUCCGUGUCAACAAGAAGAACCGUUCCGACGCCUACGUGGCCACCGACGUCCUCGACGCCGACAUUUAUAUUUGUGGGUCCAAGGACCGCAACCGUGCCCUUGAGGGCGACAUUGUCGCUGUCGAGCUCCUCGAUGUCGACGAGGUCUGGACGACCAAGAAGGACAAGGAGGAGAAGAAGCGCAAAAAGGAGGAGAGCUACGACAUCAAGCCCUCUGCUGCCAAGAAGCUCGAGAAGAAGAAGGACGACAUCGAGGUCGAGGGCCAGGGCCUGACUCUGUUCGAGGACGAAGAGGUCAACGACGACACCAAGCCGACUUAUGCCGGCCACGUCGUCGCUGUUGUCGAGCGCAUGCCUGGCCAGCUGUUCUCUGGCCAGCUCGGCGUGCUCCGCCCCUCUUCUGCUGCUACCAAGGAGAAGCAGGAGGCCGAGCGUCGCGAGCGCGAGGGUGACAAGAAGUCGAACGAGAAGAGCGAGCCCGAGCCCCGUCCCAAGAUUGUGUGGUUCAAGCCCACCGACAAGCGCGUCCCGCUCAUUGCCAUCCCUACCGAGCAGGCCCCCAUCGACUUCAUCGAAAACCCCGAGGCGCACACCAACAAGCUCUUUGUGGCUACCAUCAAGCGCUGGCCGAUCACCUCGCUCCACCCCUUCGGCACCCUCGUCGAGGAGCUGGGCCCUAUUGGCAACGUCGAGGUCGAGACUUCGGCCAUUCUCAAGGACUGCAACUUCCCCACCGAGGAGUUUACCGACGUGGCACUCAAGUGCCUCCCGCCGCUGCCCUGGACCAUCCCCGACCGCGAGUACGAGGUUCGCCUUGACCUGCGCGAGGACUGCGUGUUCUCCAUCGACCCCACGGGCGCUCGCGACCUCGACGAUGCGCUCAGCAUCAAGACCAACGAGGACGGCAGCUACAGCGUCGGUGUUCACAUUGCCGACGUGUCGUACUUUGUCAAGACCAACACGGCGCUCGACCGCGAUGCCCGCAAGCGCGCCACUUCGGUCUACCUCGUCCAGCGCGCCGUCCCCAUGCUGCCGCCUCUCCUCUGCGAACAGCUCUGCAGCCUCGUCCCCGACGUCGAGCGUCUCGCGUUCUCGGCCAUGUUUGUCAUUGACAAGGAGGGCAACGUGCUUGAAAAGUCGUUCCGUCGCUCCAUCGUCAAGUCGACUGCCCAGCUGUCGUACGCCGACGCCGCCGCCGUCAUUGCCGGCAACGAGCUCCCGGCCACUGCCAACGUGAGCAUUGCGCACCCGGCGUCCAAGGUCGAGGGCGACAUCAAGCUCCUCCACGACCUGGCCACCAAGCUCCGCGCCAAGCGUAUGGACAAUGGCUCCAUGUUCUCCAACCGCUCCAAGCUGUCGUUUGUCCUCGACGACACUGGCCGCGCGAUCGACACGUCCGUCUCGGAGCGCAACGAUGCCAACAACCUCGUCGAAGAGUUUAUGGUCCUCACCAACAUUGCCGCCGCUGCCGUCGUCGCCAACGCGCUGCCCGAGCAGGCCCUCCUGCGCCGCCACGAGGCCCCCGCCGAGCGCCGCAUGGACGCGUUUGUCCAGCGUGCCAAGCGUUUGGGCUACGCCAUUGACCCCAAGAACGCCGGCACCAUCCAAAAGUCGUUCAACAAGAUCACCGACCAAGAGGCCGUGUACGCCCUCUCUGUGCUCGAGAAGAAGUGCAUGCCCACGGCCCGCUACUUCUGCACGGGCAUGCUCGACAUUGCAAAGUUCUCGCACUGGGCGCUCAACGCACCCCUGUACACGCACUUUACCUCGCCCAUCCGCCGUUACGCCGACGUUCUCGUCCAUCGCAUGCUCGACGCCAUUGUCUCGAACCAGUCGUCCAACAGCGACGUCAAGUUCCACAUGGACCGCGACCAGGUGGCCAAGUGCGCGCAGCAGUGCAACAUUAAGCGGUCGUCUGCCCGUCUCGCCGAGGACCAGUCGGCCCACCUGUACCUGUGCAUGCUCAUCUCCGACCUGUCGGAAAAGUACGGCCCUGUCAUUCGCCACGCGCGCGUCACUGCCGUGUACGACCAGGCCUUUGACGUUGUCAUUCCCGAGUUUGGCCUCGAGAAGCGUGUCCACGUCGACAAGAUGCCCCUCAAGACCUCGACGUUUGACGAGCACAAGAACGUUCUCAGCCUGUACUGGACCACCCAGGAUGUGCUCCUCUUCCUGACCCAGUCCAACGAGGACGAGCACCUGCUCAAGAUCAAGCAGCGCGUCGAGGGCCAGGCGACGGGCGCCACACAGGCUGCCGACGCCAACGCCCUGUUCGACGACUCUGACGCUGUCACCGUGGCCGAGACGAGCGCGCAGUACCAAAAGAGCGCGGCGCACACCCCGCUGGUCUUUGAGGGCCUGCGGGACGGCGGCAACCACCGUAUCCAGGACGUUAAGGAGUUUAGCUCCUUGCCGGUGAUCAUCACCGCGGACAUGUCCAAGAGCCCGCCCGUGCUGGUCAUUUAUGCCUGCAACCCGUACGCCGCGACCUAA